Molecule: messenger RNA, 201 nt
Organism: Perkinsus marinus ATCC 50983
Lineage: Eukaryota; Perkinsozoa; Perkinsida; Perkinsidae
Exons: 3
Coding region: 1-201 (66 amino acids)
Source: RefSeq, a predicted model, not a curated record
AUGGGGCAAGAUGUUGCGCAUGCUAAGGCCCUCUUGUCUAAGCUUAUGGAUAUCCCCUACUCCGACCUAAGCUUGUUCUACGAGGGGAAGCUUAUGUUUGACCCGCUCUCCUUCAACGACUUCCCGCAGUUGGGCUCUUCGACAGUGAUGGACAUCGAUGUUAAAGUGAGAACUCAUCACGACGAAAUAGACAGCGAGUGA